AUGGUAGACACAGUGAAGAUGGAGCUGGAUCACUACUAUGAAGUUCGCGAGGAAAAUUGCACUAGCUCAAAACUUAUUGAACAGUAUGACGAAACAAAAGGUCACCUGAAUAUUGAACAUAAAACACAUACGGAGGAGCUUAGGCUUAUUAAUCAGGUAAAGUACCUUUAAGCUUAGGCUUAUGUUUAUUAGGCGUACGCUUAUUAGGCUUACGCUUAUUAAGCUUAUGCUUUCUAGACUUACGCAUAAUUUGUAAAAUUUAAACUAAUAAACGUUAUCUAAUCAGCUACCGUAUUCCAGGACAUUAAUCACCUUGAAGACCUCGUGAAAACUGUAAAAUCAAAACAAAUUCAUGAGAAGGCGGUGUUGGCUGACAAAUACGAGAAAUUAAAGAAAGCCCAAACCACAACCAAUGAGAAAUUAGACGAAAUCAGUAAUCAGUCAAUUGACAUUGUCCAAGCUCCAAAAUGGUAUUUUAAAUUGUCAAGAACAAAAAGACAAAUUUUUACAAAAAGAUAAAAGAAAAACUAAAAUUUUGACACAAAAACGCAGAAAUUUUUUAAAAAAAUAUAUCUUCAACUUUUUUAGGCUACAACAAGACUGCCGUUUAACAGAACAAAAGUUCAAUCCAAAUUUGUUUCAAAUGUUAUUGCCCCAAAACACAAACCUUUUAAUGUCCUUAAACCCAGUGUUCCUAAAACGUGCACAAGCGUUUCCAUACACCUUACCAAGACGGACAUGUGAAGACCCGGCAAAAAGCAAAGUAAGUUAAACAAGGUAGUCAACUCGCAUACCAAAGUAUCUUAAAGUUAAGGUAGCCCUUAAAUUAAGGUGUGUAAGAAUAAUCCUAACCCAUACGUCAAAUGAUAACAAACGGACGCCAAAAGCCUAAGCUAAGCCUAAGCUAAGCCUAAGCUAAGCCUAAGCUAAGUUUAAGCUAAGCCUAAGCUAAGCCUAAGCUAAGCCUAAGCUAAGCCUAAGCUAAGCCUAAGCUAAGCCUAAGCUAAGCCUAAGCUAAGCCUAAGCUAAGCCUAAACCUAAGCCUAAACCUAAGCCUAAACAUAAACCUAAGCCUAAACCUAAGCCUAAACCUAAGCCUAAACCUAAACCUAAGCCUAAGCCUAAGCUAAGCCUAAGCUAAGCCUAAGCUAAGCCUAAGCUAAGCCUAAGCUAAGCCUAAGCUAAGCCUAAGCUAAGCCUAAGCUAAGCCUAAACCUAAGCCUAAACCUAAGCCUAAACAUACACCUAAGCCUAAACCUAAGCCUAAACCUAAGCCUAAACCUAAGCCUAAGCCUAAGCUAAGCCUAAGCUAAGCUACUCCGCAGACAAAAAUUUGUUCCGUACAGAAAAAUAAGGCAAAUCCAACCCUCGCAGUAAUAUGUUGGGUCGUUUUACAUCGAGGCAAAUAUUAUAUAAAACCAUAAAAUUGCAUAAGAAGACGUUGCGCAACACGGUUUCUGACAAUUUCUCUAAGGCUAUUCUGUUAUACAUAAUACCAUAUAACAUGGUACGUAAAAUAAUAUUUAUCUACACCCCAUGUUUUUAGCAAUGCGCAAGUUGUGGUCAACAAAUUCAUCGAAAUGCUCCAAUAUGCCCGUAUUGCAAAACCAAAACUGUCUCCAGAAAUCCACGAAGAUAUCGUCGCGAAAAGUACAAUAGUUAA
Messenger RNA from Bursaphelenchus okinawaensis, 1663 nucleotides. The record is from the annotation of a GenBank genome assembly. Lineage: Eukaryota; Metazoa; Nematoda; Chromadorea; Rhabditida; Aphelenchoididae.